GAUACACCAAAGCUAAGUGGUGAUGUUUCAACCUUUGCGGUACACUCCUUUAUUAUGAUUCAAUGUCCUGACAACCAAAAGCCUACUGCUGAUAUUGAUAUGGAGGCUUCAAAUGUUCCAGACAUCGUAUCAGAAGCGUCUAACUCUGAUGGAACUUCUCAAACAUCUAUCCGAACACUGACAAGAACUCGAUGUAAAAAAUCUGGAAGUGAAUCAAGUCUUGUUUCUAGUUUACCAAAAAACAAACCAACUAGUCAAACAAGAAAAUCUAUGAGAUCUAAAGUUUUGUCUAAUCGAUGUAAAGGAUCAUAUAGUAAUUAUAAUGGUAAAGGCACUACUCAAAGACCACGUUCUCGACGUCAUAUGUUUAAAAGAGAAACACAAAAAUUAGCAAAUCCACCAGCUCUUAUAAGUCUUCGUAAUUGUGUUUACCAUGAGGAUGUUUGGUAUCAUGUAGGUGAUAUUGUUUCAUUAUUAGAUGUUGAUGGUGAAAUUUUCUAUGCUCAAAUAAGAGGAUUGGCUACGGAUUCAGUUGGAGAUAAUUGUUGUUUCUUAACUUGGUUAAUCCCAGUUUCAGGUUGUCGUGAUGAAGAAUUUCGACCAUCAGAUUAUAUAAUCGGUAUGGAAGAAGAUAUAUUGAGAGAUUUGAGUUGUUGUAAAUUAGUAUGUCGUUGUCCUGCUGAUUAUUUUCAACCUAUUGCCAGUCCAUAUACUAUACAAUCAUUUAAAUAA
This is a messenger RNA of Schistosoma turkestanicum, 732 nucleotides long. Lineage: Eukaryota; Metazoa; Platyhelminthes; Trematoda; Strigeidida; Schistosomatidae. The record is from the annotation of a GenBank genome assembly.